Messenger RNA from Rubroshorea leprosula, 2314 nucleotides. The record is from the annotation of a GenBank genome assembly. Lineage: Eukaryota; Viridiplantae; Streptophyta; Magnoliopsida; Malvales; Dipterocarpaceae.
AUUAGCUUAAUCUAGCCUUGAAUAGGUCAUAAAGCUGGUGCAAAAUCGUCUCCAUAUUCGUCUUCAAUCUCUUCUACUCCCACAAAAGAUUGGUAGGAAAUUGCAAGGAGCACCGCAUCAUCUCUUCUCAGAGCGACAAUGGCGACCGGCGUCGAAUCUACCGCGGAGAAUCUCUCCAAGCUCAACAUCAAUGCCGAUUUCGCUAAUUCUGCUCCUAAUCUGAAGAAAAAUCUUCACCUCUUCUCUCCAGAUCAGAUUGAAUUGGCGAAGAUGUUGCUGGAGAUGGGACAGAGUCAUUUGUUUGAGCAUUGGCCGGAGCCUGGUGUUGACGACGAGGAGAAGAAGGCCUUUUUGGCUCAGGUGGCUAAGCUAAAUUCAAGCUACCCUGCGGCUUUGGUGUCAUAUAUUAGAAAUGCUAGAGAACUCUUGGCAGAUUCAAAAGCAGGGAAGAACCCGUAUGAUGGCUUUAAACCAUCUGUUCCAACAGGAGAGGUUCUGACAUUCGGUGAUGAUAAUUUCAUCAAAUUUGAGGAGACAGGGAUUAAGGAAGCUCAGAAUGCUGCAUUUGGUCUUGUUGCGGGUGGGCUCGGGGAGCGCCUUGGAUAUAAUGGCAUUAAGGUGGCACUUCCUGCAGAGACCACAACUGGAACAUGUUUCUUACAGCACUACAUUGAGUGUAUUCUGGCCCUUCAGGAAGCUAGCUAUAGAUUAACGAAAGGUGAACAUCAAAAGGAGAUUCCCUUUGUUAUUAUGACAUCAGAUGACACACAUGCCCGUACAACCAACCUUUUAGAAUCAAAUUCUUAUUUUGGAAUGAAGCCUACCCAAGUAAAACUCCUUAAGCAGGAAAAAGUUGCAUGCUUAGAUGAUAACGAUGCCAGACUUGCUAUGGACCCCCAUAACAAAUACAGGAUUCAGACGAAACCUCAUGGCCAUGGCGACGUGCACUCACUUCUUUAUUCUAGUGGCAUUCUGAAUGAGUGGCGUGAUGCUGGUGUGAGAUGGGUUCUUUUUUUCCAAGAUACAAAUGGACUUCUAUUCAAGGCAAUUCCAGCUGCUCUAGGUGUCAGUGCUACCAAACAAUACCAUGUCAACUCUCUUGCUGUUCAACGCAAAGCAAAAGAAGCUAUUGGAGGAAUUACCAAACUCACUCAUGCUGAUGGGAGGUCAAUGGUGAUCAAUGUGGAAUACAAUCAGCUUGAUCCCCUGCUUAGAGCCAGUGGGUUUCCUGAUGGAGACGUUAAUUGUGAGACAGGCUAUUCUCCUUUCCCUGGAAACAUAAACCAACUGAUUCUGGAACUUGGUUCUUACAUUGAGGAGCUGGGUAAAACAGGAGGUGCCAUAAAGGAAUUUGUUAACCCUAAGUAUAAAGAUGCUAGCAAAACAUCAUUUAAGUCUUCAACUCGACUAGAGUGUAUGAUGCAAGAUUAUCCUAAAACAUUGCCCCCAUCAGCAAGGGUUGGAUUUACGGUGAUGGAUGCAUGGAUUGCCUAUGCACCGGUGAAGAAUAACCCCGAGGAGGCUGCAAAGGUACCAAAGGGGAAUCCAUACCACAGUGCAACUUCUGGAGAAUUCGCUAUAUAUCGUGCAAACAGCCUUAUCCUAAGGAAGGCCGGUGUCAAAGUGGGUGAUCCAGUACAACAGGUGUUCAAUGGUCAAGACGUGGAAGUCUGGCCACGAAUUACAUGGAAGCCAAAAUGGGGGCUGACUUUUGCUGAGAUCAAAAGCAAAGUCAGUGGAGCUAGCGCCAUCUCUCAAAAGUCUACCAUGGUCAUUCAGGGCCGAAACAUCUUUCUCGAAGAUCUGUCCUUGGAUGGAUCUCUUGUCGUCAACUCUGUUGACGAUGCAGAGGUGAAAGUAGGAGGAUCGGUGCAAAACAAGGGUUGGGUCCUUGAGAACGUAGACUACAAAGAUGCUUCCAUACCUGAAGAACUAAGAAUCAGGGGUUUCAGAAUCAACAAAAUACAGCAGCUGGAGAAAAUCUACAAUGAACCUGGCAAGUUCACCUUGAAGCCAUGAAGGUGAACUUGUGCAAGAAAGAUUCUAACCUCCUUUUUUUUUUUUUGAAUUUUCUUUUUCUUUUUUGAAUAAUUUCCCUCUGGUUAUGUUAGUGCUAAUAAUAAGCCUUCUUCCUUUUUUUUUUUUUUUUUUGGGUACAAACCAAUAAGCCUCUUUGGUCAUCUUGUAACUUGUAUUAUUUCACAGUUAGUUGGAUGAGCCUUAAAGUGGCACCGGCUAAUGAUUUGAUUGUUUUAAACGAAUUUUGUUACCAUCAAAUAUUGGUAGAUGUUUUAAAUUAACUUUCUCGCCCUCA